AUGAAUCAAAUUCAAGAUUUAUCGUUAAAAACUAUUAGAUGUUUAGUUAGUGACCUAGUACAACAAUAUAAUGGCGGUCAUCCAGGGGGGGCAAUGGGAAUGGCUGCCAUUGGUAUAGUACUUUGGAAAUAUAUCUUAAAGUAUAACCCAAAAAAUGCUAAUUGGUUUAAUAGAGAUAGGUUUGUUUUAUCUAAUGGACAUACUUGUCUUUUCCAGUACGUUUUCUUGCAUCUUGUUGGAUAUGAAUCAUUCACCAUGGAUCAGUUGAAGAAGUACCACGCCCCAGAAGUGUCUCAAUGCGCUGGACAUCCGGAAAUUGAGUUUGAAGGUAUAGAGGUUACCACGGGUCCAUUAGGUCAAGGUAUUGCCAAUGCAGUUGGUUUGGCUAUUGCCUCGAAGAACUUAGCUGCAAAUUAUAACAAACCUGAUUUGGAUUUGAUUGAUAACAAAAUUUAUUGUAUGGUUGGUGAUGCUUGUAUUCAAGAAGGUGUCGGGUUAGAAGCCAUUUCGCUUGCUGGUCAUUUGGGUUUAGAUAAUUUGAUUGUGAUUUACGAUAACAAUCAAAUCACUUGUGAUGGUUCCGUUGAUUUAACUAACUCUGAAGAUGUCAAUGCUAAGUUUAAGGCCCAAAAAUGGCAUGUUUUAACUGUUGACGACGGAAGUUUUGAUCUUGGAUCUAUAUUGGCUGCAAUUGAGCGGGCAAAGUCAGUAAAUGGUCUGCCUGUCUUGAUUAAUAUAAGAACAAUCAUCGGUGUAGAUACAAAUGUUGCCAAUAAUGCCAAAGCACAUGGUGCCGCGUAUGGUGCAGAAGAAGGGAGAAGGCUUAAGUCCCGCUAUGGAUUUGAUCCUGACCAAUUUAUUGAAGUUCCAAAAGAAGUCUAUGAUUUUUUUAGACAAGGAAAUGAAGGAGCCAUUUCGAAAGGUGCCCUUCAUCAAGAACAAUGGGAAAAUAAGUUGGAGGCAUAUAGCAAGAAAUAUCCUCAAUUAUACAAAGAGGUUGUAUCCAGAAUUAAUGGAAAGUUGCCUAGCGAUUGGAAAGAAUCUUUACCGAAAUCACUUCCAACAGAUGCGACUGCUUCUAGAAAGGCAUCAGGAAUAGUGUUUACUCCAAUUGCUGCCAAAUAUCCACAAUUCCUCGUCGGUACAGCGGACUUAUCCCCAUCAGUGAACUUGUUAUGGCCACAUAAAAAAGAUUUUCAAAAUCCCGAAAUCAAAACUGAUUGUGGUACCAAUGGCGAUUACAGCGGAAGAUACUUACACUAUGGUAUCCGGGAACAUGCCAUGUGUGCCAUUUCUAAUGGUAUCUCAGCUUAUUCCAAAGGCGCCUUUAUUCCAAUUACAUCUUCGUUUUUCAUGUUUUAUCUUUAUUCUGCACCAGCCGUAAGAAUGGGUGCAUUACAGAAUUUACAGGUUAUUCAUGUAGCAACCCAUGACUCAAUUGGAACAGGUGAAGAUGGUCCUACACAUCAGCCUAUUGCAUUAGCAUCAUUCUACAGAUCAUUACCGAACUGUUUGUAUGUGAGACCAGCGGACAACGAAGAAGUUGCAGGCGCGUGGGAACUUGCUAUUGAAACCACUAAUAAACCGACAAUUAUAUCCUUGUCCAGACAGGAUCUCAAGCAGUACCCUGGUAUCACGGACCGUAGCAAAGUGAAAUUUGGUGCAUAUAUAUUGAAGGAAUUUGAUUCAUCAGACAGCCAAAAGUUACAAAUUAUAUCCGUUGGUGCAGAAAGUCAAUUUGCUAUUGAGGCUGCCGAAAUAUUGAUUGAGUCAAGCAUUAAUGUUAAAAUUAUUUCAUUUCCAUGCCAGCGACUUUUCGAAUGUCAAUCCACAGAGUAUAAGAGAUCUGUCUUGGAUCCCCGAAUUGUGACCGUUGCCAUUGAGGCCUAUGCCUCCAAUGGAUGGGAAAGGUAUGCUAAUGCUGGUUUCCACCUAAACGAAUUUGGAAUAUCAUUACCAGGUAAAAAUGCGUAUGAACAUUUCGGCUUUAAUGGCGCUUAUAUCGCCAGCCAAAUUCGAAAAUACUUAGGUGAUUUGCAAAAGGAUGAUCUUAUGAAGUUUGAAUAUCAAGAAUUGAAUAUUACGAAAAAUCAUCAUUAA
This is a messenger RNA of Debaryomyces tyrocola, 2100 nucleotides long. The record is from the annotation of a GenBank genome assembly. NCBI's taxonomy places the organism in Eukaryota, Fungi, Ascomycota, Pichiomycetes, Serinales, Debaryomycetaceae.